CGAGCUUCGGGUGAUAGAAGUAGAACCCCAUAUUUGGGGUUUUUGUUUAGCCGCUGAGAAGGAACAACGAAGAAGAGAGAGAGAGAGAGAAUGGUGAGGCUAACGGCGGACCUGAUUUGGAAAAGUCCUCACUUUUUCAAUGCCAUUCGCGAGCGUGAAUUAGAUCUUCGAGGCAAUAAGAUUCCUGUUAUAGAGAAUUUGGGUGCGACUGAGGAUCAAUUUGACACCUUUGAUUUGUCUGACAAUGAGAUAGUAAAGCUUGAAAACUUUCCCUAUCUGAAUCGACUGGGUACUUUGUUGUUAAACAACAAUAGAAUUACCCGAAUCAAUCCCAACAUUGGAGAGUUUUUGCCAAAACUGCACAGUCUGGUUCUUACCAAUAAUAGACUCACUAACUUGGUUGAAAUUGAUCCGCUUGCAUCGCUUCCAAAGCUCCAGUUCCUUAGCCUAAUGGAUAAUAAUAUCACAAAAAAACCCAACUAUCGCUUGUAUGUCAUCCACAAGUUGAAAUCCUUGCGCAUGCUAGAUUUCCGGAAAGUGAAACAGAAGGAGCAAAUGGAGGCUGAUAGCCUAUUUGCAUCACAAAAAGCUGAAGAGGAGGCUAAAAAGGAAUCUGCGAAGACAUUUGUGCCCGGAGAGAUUACGAGCACCCCAGAGGUUUCAACAGAAGAGCAAACACCUAAAGUUGUUGCCCCUACCCCAGAGCAAAUUAUAGCUAUCAAGGCUGCAAUUGUGAAUUCCCAAACCCUUGAGGAGGUGGCAAGGCUUGAACAGGCGUUGAAGUCGGGCCAGCUUCCUGCAGAUCUGAAUAUUGAUAAUGAUGCCAAAACCGACAAUGAAAAUGCUGAAGAGGACCAAAUGGUCACAGAUGGGGACCAAACGGUCACAGAUGGCAAAAAAGAACCUAAUGACGGACUGGGAGAUGCCAAACUUGGACAGAAGAAUGAUGAUCCUGCAGAAAUGGAGCAGGAAUAGAGUCUUUUCCUGCCAUGGUAUGAGAUUAACCAUGAUCAUGACUGUUCCUUGGCUAUUCCUAAGCGAAGAGCUUCACUUGUCCAAGUAAUCGAGUUAGUUUAUUUAUGUAGUGAAGCUGUUUUUGUCGAAUGUAUCAUUAGAAUCAAUUUAUCAUUUUAUACUUUACACAAACAAAUGGAUUGAAGAGGCUUAGUUUUACAUGACUACCCAUGCUUGUUUGUUCAAAUUGUCAGGUGCUUUUCCGUUUGUAGAUGGAAGUAUGGUAAGAAUCUGUUUUCCAAUGGCCAUGUCCGUGUGGUUAUUGGAGGUGCCAGUGUGAAAGUGUUCAUGUUGAAAUACUAUGACAGAUAAUAUGCUCACCUACGAGUCGAU
Messenger RNA from Ilex paraguariensis (yerba mate), 1347 nucleotides. NCBI's taxonomy places the organism in Eukaryota, Viridiplantae, Streptophyta, Magnoliopsida, Aquifoliales, Aquifoliaceae. The record is from the annotation of a GenBank genome assembly.